AUGCCAAGAAUACACGGGAAGAUCAAGGACCUGUCUCGAUUCGACGCUCAGUUCUUCAGCAAAUACCCGAAGAUGGCUCACCUUAUGGACCCACAGUUGCGACUGCUGUUAGAGACGUCGUACGAGGCCGUCAUCGAUGCCGGUUACGACCCGGAGACGCUGCGGAAGCGCAAGGUCGGAGUCUUCGUUGGAAAUACGAACGCGGAGACAGCCGAGGCUUUCAGAGCGAACCCGGCGAAGAUGUCAGGCUACGCCACACUAGGAAGUCAUCGGACCAUGUUUUCCAAUCGAAUUUCCUACUCGCUUGACCUACGGGGACCGAGCAUGACUAUUGACACAGCCUGCUCGGCAACGAUGACCGCCCUGAACGAAGCCGUGGUGGCACUUCGCUCCGGACGCUGCGAGGCGGCCAUCGUUGGAGGAUCGAGCAUCAACCUCAGUCCCAAUGUUAUGGCUAACCUAAUUAACUUGGGAGUGCGGUCAACAGUUGGAAUAAGCAGACCCUUCGAUUCAAACGCUGAUGGCUACGUUCGCAGUGAAACUGUUGGAGUAUUCUUUCUCCAACGGUUUUGUGACGCCCGACGUGUGUACGCCAAGGUGGUCAACGUCAGCGCGAAUACAGAUGGUUUCAAGGAAGAAGGUGACUCUGCGCUACUGGGUAUUCCCUUUCCGUCAGUCAGCGGGUACGAAAACCUUCUCCGUAAUGUAUACACUGAGGCUAAUGUGGACCCGCGGGAAGUAGUUUAUGUCGAGGCACACGCAGCCGGAACCAAGGCUGGCGGCAGACAGGAGUUGGAGGCCAUCAGCAACUUCUUUUGCCCACCAGGGUGUCAGCAGCCACUCAAGGUUGGGUCUGUCAAGAGUAAUAUGGGACACUCGGAGGCCGCAUCCGGUGUCUCCGCUGUGGCCAAGGUGAUCCUCGCCAUGGAGACGGGCACCAUAGCGGCCAAUCUACACUUUAAGGAUCCGGACCCGGACAUACCUUCUUUGCACGAUGGACGCAUUGAGGUAGUUGAUAGGCCAACGAAAUUCGAUGGCGGCCUUGUAGGCAUCAACUCGCAAGGCCUUGGUGGUGUAAACGUGCAUCUCAUCUUAGAGGCCAAUUCAGGCCCACAUGUGGACAGCCUUCCGCGUCUGAAGCAAGAUCUUCCGAGGCUAGUUCUCAUGGCUGGAAGGACCAAGAAGUCGCUAAUGUGCACACUGGAUCGACUAGAGGCAGAAGGACCGUACCCGGACUCCGGGUAUGCGCUCCUCAAUCGAGUCGGGCAGCCAAGCGUGCAUCUGUUCCCGUAUCGAGGCUUUGCAGUCGUGCCCGUGAACAACACGAACACGGAGGUCGUUAAAGUUGUGCAGAAGGCUCCGUCCGAGAAACGGCCCAUCUGGUUUGUCUUUAACGGCACGGGCUGCCAGUGGAACGGCAUGGCGCGCCAGAUGAUGCACUUUGACAUCUUCGCCAACUCCAUCCGCGAGUCGCACGCACUUCUGCAAGAGCGAUUCGGACUCGACCUGAUGGAUUCGUUGACCUCCGACGAGCCCCGUUCUGAGGCAGUUGCCGGAAAAAUAGCCUCAAUCGCUGCAAUUCAGAUCGCGCUAGUGGAUAUACUUCAGGCUUUGGGCGUCAAGCCUGACGGCAUGCUGGGCCAUUCUUCUGGCGAGGUUGGCUGUGCGUAUGCGGAUGGAGGCUUGACCGCUGAGCAGUUUCUUCUUGCCGCAUACUGGCGAGGUCGCUGCAUAGAACUGGACUAUGCGUUCGAUGGAGCCAUGGCUGCAGUAGAUCUCAAGUGGGAUGAGGCGAGAAAACGCUGCCCUCCUGAGGUGUACCCUGUGUGCCACAAUGCUCAAGAUUCUUUGACACUGUCUGGUCCCACCGAAGCCAUCGAAAAGAUUGUCGCACAACUUCAAGCUGAGAACAUCUUCGCCCGCAAAGUAAACAGCAUGGGCGUGGCCUUCCACAGCAAGCACGUGCACAGCAUCGGUCCGGCCUUUCGAGAAGCCCUAAACGAGGUCAUACCACAGCCAAAGCCGCGCAGUGAGCGCUGGAUCAGCACGUCAGUGCCAGAGAGCCAGUGGCACGAACCUGGCUCGCAACUCUGCUCUGCUGACUACAUCACCAGCAACUUUUUAAACCCCGUGCUCUUCGUGGAGGCCCUCGCCCACGUGCCCAAUGAUGCUAUCUUGUUGGAGAUUGGACCACACUGCCUCAUGCAGGCGAUCAUGCGACGUGCUUUGGGCCCCGACGCCAGCUGUCUUGGCCUCAUGAAGCGGAACGCCGACAACCUACAGUACUUCCUGAGUUCUCUGGGUAAACUUCACAAUCUUGGGGUCGAGUUGGACUUGUCUACGCUCUAUCCACCAGUGCCGUGGCCUGUGCCACGUGGUACACCCAACAUCGCACACUUAGUCAGCUGGGACCAUUCCGAAACCUGGGAUGUCGUUCACUGGAAAGAUUUCUCGUCGCAGAAGCAGUUGCAGGCGUUUGAAGAUAUUGAGGAAGUUGACAUCGAAGCCCACAGUGAUAAGUACCUGGUGGGUCACCAGCUAGAUGGAUCUAUUAUCUUUCCUCGUACUGGCUACUUGGUAUUUGCUUGGAAGCUUCUGGCCAGGCACUGUGCAAGGCCUAUGAACGAGACGCCUGUAAUCAUCGAGGACGUCAGAUUUCAGGGUUUAACGAUCCUGCCUUCAACAGAUUGCGUGCGCUUCAAGAUAAGCAUGCUGCCCACGUCUGGCGAGUUUGAAGUGUGCGAGGGUCGAGCGGUGGUUUGCAAAGGCCGGAUCCGCGUGGCCGAAGAAGGCGAGAGGGUACUCCUCAAGGACCCUCCUGGACAGCCUCCAGAGACCGUUGCAUACGAUAUGGACGGUUCUGACGUUUACAAGGAGCUGAGACUCCGCGGAUACCAGUACAACGGAGCCUUCCAGAGUGUCCUCAAGGCUAACUCACAGAAAACAUACGGAAAACUGAAGUGGGAGGACAACUGGGUGACCUUCCUUGAUGCCUUGAUUCACAUUAGCGUCAUCUGGAACCCACAAAGAAGAUUCCAGCUGCCUGUCAGGAUACAGUCGGUCCGCAUCGACCCCAAAGUUCACGCAAAGAUCACCGAAAUAGCAGGGGGUGCAGGAGUGGACGUCGUCUAUAACUCCUAUCAUAACAUGCGCCGUGCUGGUGGCGUUGAGGUACAAGGUGUCGAUGUUAACAGCGUGCAGCGGAACCCAAUCCUCCAGACGCCAAUCAUAGAACAGUACCGCUUCGUCUCUUACCUGGACAAUGAAAUCACCCGUCGGGAUCGCGAGAACCUUUUGCUAGAGUAUGCUGAUGUAUGUGGCUGCAUCAGCCGACGCGCCCUGGAGAAGAUUCAAGAACAGAAACGACCUUCCGACAAAACUUUGAACAGCUGCCUUGAAGUACCAGAAGACUUGCUGAACUCGUACGUCGAAAACAUUGCAGAAAAUCAAGGCUUGCUCCAGCUGCUCGUUAUCAUCGACAAGGAAGUCAACGGAACUGCAUCACUAUCUUCCACGGUGAAAUGUGCACUACUUUCCUCAAAGAAAGCUCUCGAGGAAGACAUCCUGAACACCAGUCUCCUAGAGGAGGACCCCUUGAGAUAUAUCUUUGACAUAGUGGUGGAAAAUAUAAGCUCAAGGAAACUCCGUGUCGUAGAACUGAUGGAUAAACAGAGUGUCACAGCAAUGGCUCCAUGGGUGUCUGCUGUGCUGUCCAUGUACGAUGUGACCCUCAAGACUGAAUACACUGUUGCACACCCAAAUCCGGAGAGCAUCGCACUGGAAGAAGCGCCCGAAGGCACAGCAGUGGUUGUACGAGACCCUCACACCUCUGAGAGGAAAUUGCCCGGGGCUGACUUGGUGAUAGCUUUCUGUGCCAUCAUGAGUGCCUCUGAUGACCUGGUUAGUUUGGCUGAAGAACUGUCUUCGCAGUGCAAGGAACGUGGAUUCGUUCUUAUUUGCCAUCGCACAGCACUGACCACGGCAGAGGCAGUGCUGUCGAGAGUAAGCGGUGUUUCCUUUCGAGUUUACUCUGAGCAGACAACUAUUGCAGCUUUUACAGUUCGUGGACUUCGUUUGGUAGCACAAAAGUCGAAUAACAUAUCGACACUGCUGCUCUUCAGGAAAGUUAAUGUGGCCGUUGACGCCACCAAGCAGGCGGUUAUUAGGGUGCAGAAUGGGCGCUUUAGCUGGGUCGAGCCGCUGAAGGAAAAAGCGGUUGAACACGACAGCAAGCCAACUGGAGAAAACAUCUGGCUACUCGCGGAAGACGCCGGUAAAAGUGGCAUCGUGGGUUUAACCAAUUGCCUUCGAAGGGAGACCAGUGGGCAUCACAUUCGGUACGUGCGCCGGGGGUUGAAAGCAUCGUGUGCGCUUUGUUCUCGACGCUUAGUUGGCGUUGAAGUGCGAGGCAGCACGAAGGUAUAUGCACUCGCUGCUGCUGCUGCGAUUCCUCACUCCACCGUUUUGACAGCGAGCUUCCGCGGUGAUCGAGUGAGGUGUGUAUUUGACGCCAACGUGGAAGGUUCAAACAGUGUAGCCGACUUCAGCCCUACCAACCCUGCCUACAAAGACAUAAUUGAGAAGGAUCUGGUAAUGAACGUCUACCGCGAUGGACAAUGGGGAUCCUACAGGCACCGGUCCGUCGAGUGGUGCUCGGCAGCUGGAGGGGCAAAGACGACCACGCAGUUCGCUUACCUCAACGUCCAGACGCCUGGAGACCUUGCGAGCCUCCAAUGGUACGAGUCUUCACUGGCAUAUCUCUCCCCUUGUGAUAAACUCGGCUCAGAGGAACUUUUCGUCGACGUGUACUACGCUUCUAUCAACCUCCGUGACGUCAUGCUCGCCAGUGGAAGAGCGAACAUGGACACUUCACGCGGUGACAACGUCGCCGAGGAGGCCUUCCUCGGCAUGGAGUAUUCAGGCCGCGACUGGAGCGGACGACGCGUCAUGGGAGUGGUCAGUGGGAAAUCCAUAGCGACCGUGCUCACGGCAGACCCAAUCAUGAAGUGGGAAAUUCCCGAAUCCUGGACCAUGGAAGAGGCUGCCACGGUGCCCGUGGCGUACUCAACGGCCUACUACGCCUUGGUUGUGCGCGGCGAAGUGCAACCUGGGGAGUCGCUCCUAAUACACCGUGGAAGCGGAGGCGUCGGACAAGCUGCAAUCGCAAUUGCCCUUUCGAUGGGCUGCGCAGUCUUUACCACUGUAGCAUCUGAGGAAAACAGAGAAUUCCUCAAGCGGCGCUUUCCAGUGUUACAAGACCGAAACAUUGCAAACUCACAAGACAUGUCCUUCGAAGAACACAUCAUGUGCGAGACUAAAGGGCGGGGUGUUGAUGUGGUGCUUAACUCGUUGUCCGAAGAGAAACUGCAAGCCAGCGUGCGUUGCUUGGCAACGCAUGGCCGCUUCAUGGAGAUCGGGAAGUUCGACUUGUUCGAGAACAAUUAUUUAGGCCUGUCUGUGUUUCACCAAAACGUAAACUUCCAUGGGGUCAUGCUGGACAGCUUGCUGCUCGAUAACACGGCUGCUCUGGCUCACAAGCGCCGUGUCGCACACCUUGUAAGCCAAGGAAUCAAAUCUGGGGUGGUGCAGCCGCUGGAUGUCAUCAGCUUCACCCGACAGCAGGCCGAAGAGGCCUUCCACUUUGCUGCCUCUGGGAAAGAAACGAGGAAGGCCGUGAUCCAGAUGCGGCAAGAAGAGAUCGAGCGUACGACUCGCACAUCUCCGCUGACGCUAGAAGCAGUCGCACGUCCGCACUUCUACCGACACAAGUCUUACGUCAUCGUCGGAGGCCUGGGUUGCUUCGGUCUGGAGCUCGCCGACUGGAUGGUGUCACGUUGCUGCCGCAAGCUCGUCCUGGUGUCAAGGAGCGGCGUGCGCACUGGGUACCAGAGGCUUUGUCUUCAGCGGUGGAGUGACCUGGGGGCCACAGUUCUCGUCAUCAACGACGAAGUCUCGAUGGAGGAAGGUGCUCGCAAGAUUAUAGCGACUGCAGCAACUAUGGGACCCGUGGGAGGGAUUUUCAACUUGGCCACGGUGCUUCGCGAGGCCUUGAUGGAUAACCAGUCGGCCGAGAUGUACACAGAUGUGUGCAAGCCCAAAGUACUGGGCACUCAGUGCCUUGACGACGUGUCAAGAAUUGAUUGUCCCGAACUCGACCACUUUGUCGUUUUCUCCACCGUGUCUUGUGGUCGUGGCAAUGUUGGCCAUACAAGCUACGGCUUCGCAAACUCCGUCACGGAGCGUAUUUGCGAGCAUCGUGUAGCUGAAGGGCUCCCCGGAUUAGCCAUCCAGUGGGGCCCUAUCGAAGACGCCGGCAUUUCUCACGAUGUCAUACGUUGUGACGUGAGACCUUGUGGACUUCUGUCACAGCCAAUAAAUUCAUGUUUGGCGGUGAUGGACUACUUCUUGAGCCAAAGCCACCCCGUCCUCUCGAGCUUGGUCAAGAGAAGCCAGUCCCCAACGACGGAGAGAAGGGAGAAGCGAGAGCUUCUUCAGAGCGUGGCUCACAUAAUUGGCGUCGAAGAUCCAUUGACAAUGAAACCGACCGUCAGCCUCGGCGAGAUGGGUAUUGACUCCGUGCUGAGCAUCGAGGUGAAACAAAUGCUGGAGCGUGACUACGAUAUAGUGCUCUCUGUGCAAGAGAUCCUUAAGCUUACUGUCAGCAGGCUGAAAGAGAUGAGCGCAUCUGGCAGCGACAAUUUACGAGCACCUGAAACAUCGUCUGCAGUCGAAGCAGGACAAGAUCUGGAAUGCCAAGAGUCAACUCCAAGUGGUGAAUACCUCUCUGAAAAACCCCAUCGUUGCCAAGUGUGAACAACUACGUUAGGCUAUCACGAAUCACCUAGUGCAUCAGAGGAUGGCAG
Molecule: messenger RNA, 6863 nt
Organism: Dermacentor albipictus
Lineage: Eukaryota; Metazoa; Arthropoda; Arachnida; Ixodida; Ixodidae
Product: fatty acid synthase-like
Biological process (GO): fatty acid biosynthetic process
Molecular function (GO): fatty acid synthase activity; oxidoreductase activity; phosphopantetheine binding
Source: RefSeq, a predicted model, not a curated record